Molecule: messenger RNA, 852 nt
Organism: Durio zibethinus
Lineage: Eukaryota; Viridiplantae; Streptophyta; Magnoliopsida; Malvales; Malvaceae
Product: BAG family molecular chaperone regulator 2-like
Molecular function (GO): protein binding
Source: RefSeq, a predicted model, not a curated record
UGUGUCUUCAUCUCACUUGUCUCUCAUUUUCACAACCUCUUCAAUCAGCCUUAGGCCGCUUGUUUUUUUAUUUAUGUCUUCUUUUGCCCUAUUCCAUGCUCCCUACUAUUAUAUAACUAGCUAAACCCCAACUCUUCCUCUUCCCAUUUUUAGCUUCUUGAGCUUUUAAGAUCUCGGCUGAAUAAGAAAAGGAAAAAAAAUAUGAUCAAGUUGAAGUCUAAGAGGUUUUGCAGAGGCAGCUUUAAGUUUUGUAGUGGUGGGAAUGGUAGCAAUGGUAAUGUAAAAGGUGGUGAAAAGGGAUGUGGAAACAAUAAUAAUGUUAGUGAAAUCAAAUGGGAACUCAGGCCUGGUGGCAUGCUUGUUCAAAAGAGAGAAACUGGUGGAAGUGUUGGAGAAGGGGUGAUCACUGUCAGAGUCUCAACUGUUUCUCAUUGGCAUGAUAUUUCCAUUGAAGCAACUUCCACUUUUGGGGAGUUGAAGUUGAUUUUGUCAUUGGUAACAAGUUUGGAGCCAAGAGAGCAAAGGCUAUUAUUCAAAGGGAAAGAAAGGGAAGAUGAUGAAUAUUUACACAUGGUUGGUGUUAGAGACAAAGACAAAGUGCUUUUGCUAGAAGAUCCAGCUAUCAAGGAAAUGAAGCUUCAUAGAUUGGCAGGAACCCAACAGAUUGGCACUGCUUACCACACCAUAAGUGUAUGACAUUACUAGUUAAAAACAAUAUGAUUGUACUCACUAACCACCAAAAAAGAAAAUGCUAAAAUAUAUGGUGAAGUGUUUUUUUUUUUAUUUUUUUUUAUUUUUCACUUGAUUAGAUUAGGGCACUUGGUUGUGUUAGAACUACAUAAUUUAAUCUGA